Fusarium fujikuroi IMI 58289 is the source of this 969-nucleotide messenger RNA. RefSeq lists its product as uncharacterized. The transcript is spliced from 3 exons. The record is from RefSeq and is a predicted model, not a curated record. Bases 1 to 969 code for a protein of 322 amino acids. NCBI's taxonomy places the organism in Eukaryota, Fungi, Ascomycota, Sordariomycetes, Hypocreales, Nectriaceae.
AUGGAUCCUCUUAGCAUCACCAGUGCCUCAGUCGCGCUGGCCGCCGCUGUCUAUAAAUGCACGAUCGCCGACGCGACCGACUCGCUCUCGGAUUUAGCAGAAGAGGCUCAAUUAAUUCAAGGGGCUCUCCAGGUUGUUGAGGACGCCUUGCGAACAAUCAUGAGUUUGACUUUGACUACGAACCUAUCAAAACGCAGCCAUGAGUUACCACGCAGAGAGCUUGACACACCGGCCCAGGAAUCUAACGUUAUUAUCAUAAAGCCAGUUGAGGAUCUCAUUGAUUUGAGCUGUGAACCGAGUGAACAAGCCACCUUGAUGCCGCCAUUUAUCCGCCCUCAGUCCACGGACCUAAUAGGUCUGCAGUUCAUGCCGAUAGCUUCGGACGACGAGGUAGAUAGCCCUAGCAGACUUGACGUUAGUCAAGCUGCGGAGCCUAUGAAUACACGAGGAAUAACCGGCUAUUUGAGAGAAUCGAGCUUGCCACCUGAAGUUCAUCCUGCGGUUGCAGAGGCGAGUCGUAUUGUCCUAGCUUCUGACAUGGUUUCGGAUGAGCUACUCGACGGCAGCCCCAUGGGGAGUUCCCAAGCCCCAAACAUUGAAGAGUUCGGUCUCCAAAAAAGUCUUGUUGACCUUGAAGCUAAGCACGGUCAUGCACAACGACGACGGGCAAGUCCGCGAGGAUCCGCCGAGAUCUCGGAUGAGAUGCGGAAAGGCAGCGUGACAACAAAAACCAAACACGGCCAGAAGAUCACGCUCCAGAGCCAAACAAAGCGACCACAGCAAAAGCACCGAUUCCACAAAGUCAAUCCAGGAACACCGCCAGAUGAAAAAGGCCCUAUGCUGCUCAAAACUGUCGAAGAUGCUAUACAACGGUUGAUUGUACCUGAACUCAAUGCAAAAAACGAGAAAGCUCAGCUAGGACGCCGUUUCACUGGAGCAGAAGUCUCUCGCUACAUGAGCUCUUGCUAA